UCUGGAUGUGAUAACGUUUUAGAGUCCCUGCUGCUGAUUCUGCUACCAGAUGCUGUUCCGCACACUCUCCUGUCCUGAGAUGGAUUAGUUAGCUUGCACAAAAGGUGCCUCUGUCCUGAUAACUUGCGUACUCUUCCCAGUUGCCUCGGAGAGCUUGGCAUAUGGAAUAAAUGACUGAUACAAGAUCGCUUCAUACAGGAAUUCAUCUGCAUGGGAAAUGAAUGCUGCGGGGAAGCAGCUGCCACCCCAAGUAGAGCGCCCGGUCAGCCUUUUUGUACCAACUUGGACUAAAACUGGUUUUGCACAGCUGUAUAAUGAAGGUUCAGAAAAUGCUUGUGAUGUACGACUCAGACUUACAAAGGAAGCACUAACCAUACAAAAACAAGACGUUGUCUGUGUGAGUGGAUGUGAACAAAGUUCAAAUCGCAGAGCUGUUACACUUCACAGAGACCCUGUUGGAGGAUUAGGUCUAAGCAUUAAGGGUGGUUCUCAACAUAAAGUGCCUGUUGUUAUAUCUAAAAUCUUCAAAGAUCAACCAGCUGACCAGAGUGGGUUGUUGUUCACAGGAGAUGCAGUAAUGCAGGUUAAUGGCAUUAAUGUUGAAAAUGCAACUCAUGAAGAAGUGGUACAUUUACUGCGGAAUGCUGGAGAUGACGUCACCGUUACUGUUUACUAUUUCAAGGAAGCGCCUUCAUUUCUUAAGCUCCCAUUAGGCUCUCCAGAUCCUCCCAGUGACCAUAGCAGUGGCACUUCUUCUCCUCUUUUUGAUAGCGGUUUACAUUUAAAUGGAAAUAUUUCAAACACGGCCCCAUCAUCACCUUCAUCUCCUACAAUUAAAGAUCUCAAAUAUGAGAAGCGAUGGAUAGAUGACGUUUCGAUUCCUUUAUUAAUGGCUCGAAUUUCAAGGUUUAAGGCUUCAGCAGCUAAACAAAGACCUAAUUCAUUUGAAUUGCUGGCACAAGAUGGCGUCAGCUCGGGGACUCUCCAGUUUAAUUCAGCACAUGACAGUGCAGACUGGCUGCGAGGAAUAUCAACAAAUAUUAGUGAUCUGACACAACAAAAUAUGAAAAUGGUGAACAAAUGCUAUUCUCCAUCUGAUCAGAUCCUUCACAUGGGAUGGGUGAGUGAAAAAGUACAAGCAUCGGACGGAUCACACAUUUAUAAAUUCAAGUUCCUGGUAUUGAAGGGUUCGUCCUUCUACAUCUUCAAAACACCACCAGUAAGUACACUUGACUGGGUACGAGCUGAAAAAAUGUACAACCUCUGUGAGGUUCUGUUUAAAAUUAGCAAGGUUUGGCCUGCUGAUGAAAUUUGGAUUCAGGAAAAUCUAUAUUUAAAUAUCAAUCAAAGUGAAGAGUUUGAAGAUCAGCGGCCAUAUUGUUUUAGCGUUUUGGUUGGCCAUGGCAAAAGUCAUUAUUUCAGCACAGAGUUGGGCAGUGAUUUGCCAGUAUGGGAAAGGUCAUUUCAAAAAGCAAUCUUUAUGGAAGUGCAAAGAGCAGGAUCCAAAACAUAUGCGUGCAGUAGUCAGGGGGAAGCUGUGUGUUUUACUGUGGAUUUUGUAUCGGGAUUCACCUGUUUUGACAACAAAUCCAAGAAUAUAAUUUGGCGGUUUAAGUUUUCCCAACUGAAAGGCUCCUCAGAUGAUGGAAAAAUGCGAGUAAAGCUGCUUUUUCACAAUGCUGACACAAAACAAAUUGAAAUGAAGGAACUGGAAUGUCAGGAUCUCACUGGUGUGUUACACUGCAUUCACUCCUUCAUUGCUGCUAAAGUUGCAUCGAUGGAUCCCAUGUUUAUAAACAGCCAAAGUAUAACCAGGAAAUACAUUUACAACACGUAAAAGGAAUAUUCUGAAGAACAAGUAUCGAGAAAAGUUAUUUUCCUAUGGGAUUUAUUUCAUGCACAAUUAUUUUAAAUAAAAGACUUUCGGAACAAAGCAGACACAAUAUUUCAUCCAUGUUUGUCUGCGUACCGCAGAUAUAUUCCCAUUUAUUUUACGUUACAUUUCAGUGUAUUCCAUGAAUCUAAAGCACAUUUUCCUAUUUCUUAUGUGAAAAGGAUUAUGAUAUAGCACUUUAAGAAAAACUAUCCCAGGUUUUUGAACAGGAUUUUAGGCAGAAAUCUAUUAGUAGGGCCUUGUUGUAUAUAACAUGAGCGCAUGCAUACUAUUACAUGUUAGAACUUUUUUAGUUACUUAGGGAUUUAAUCGAUACAAUCUGCUAUGUGCAGCUGUAAUGUAAUAUCCUGUUAAUACAUUUUUUGAUUUUAGCUAAUAUAUUUAUGAAGGAAUCAAAAAGAAGGCUGAAGUAUUUAUGUGUUUUGAUAAGA
Molecule: messenger RNA, 2325 nt
Organism: Pseudophryne corroboree (corroboree frog)
Lineage: Eukaryota; Metazoa; Chordata; Amphibia; Anura; Myobatrachidae
Gene: SNTG2
Product: syntrophin gamma 2
Exons: 17
Coding region: 218-1837 (539 amino acids)
Cellular component (GO): dystrophin-associated glycoprotein complex; intracellular anatomical structure
Molecular function (GO): structural molecule activity; protein binding
Source: RefSeq, a predicted model, not a curated record